Molecule: messenger RNA, 1523 nt
Organism: Carya illinoinensis
Lineage: Eukaryota; Viridiplantae; Streptophyta; Magnoliopsida; Fagales; Juglandaceae
Product: alpha/beta hydrolase domain-containing protein 17C-like
Exons: 5
Coding region: 219-1250 (343 amino acids)
Source: RefSeq, a predicted model, not a curated record
CACAAUAUCCAACCGAACCGAACACACUCUCCCAUUUAAGGUUUAAAAAAUCUUAAAAAAUAGAUUCCUCGGUGAAAGUAUGACACGCUCUUUUCGACUAGACCACGCGCCACCCGUCCCUUUAGCUUCCCGCCUUUUGUCCUCUCUCUCUCUCUCUCUAGGCGCCUGAUCUGAGGGGUUUUGGGCUGUAUGAGUCGGUAGCCGUCGAUGAUAACAGAAUGGGCGGAGUCACGUCUUCAAUCGCCGCCAAGUUUGCCUUCUUCCCACCGAGCCCUCCAUCAUACACUGUGAUAGAGGACGACACGCGUGGCGACCGAUUUUAUAUUCCCGAGGCCCCGAGGAGGGACGGCGUCAACGUGGAUGUCCUCAAGCUCCGGAACCGUAAAGGAAACGACAUCGUGGCCGUCCACGUCGAGAAUCACAAGGCAUCGGCCACUCUGCUCUACUCCCACGGCAAUGCCGCUGAUUUGGGACAGCUGUUCGAGCUCUUUGUCGAACUCAGCAUUCGGCUUCGCGUCAAUCUCAUGGGGUAUGAUUACUCUGGCUAUGGACAAUCAACUGGGAAGCCAUCUGAAUGUAAUACAUAUGCAGACAUUGAUGCAGCAUAUAAAUGCCUCAAGGAGAAGUAUGGUGUUAAAGAUGAACAAUUAGUAUUAUAUGGUCAGUCUGUCGGUAGUGGGCCCACACUUGAUCUUGCUUCAAGAAUACCAAAGUUAAGUGGAGUAGUUUUGCAUAGCCCAAUUCUGUCUGGGCUGAGAGUAUUGUACCCAGUUAAACGGACAUACUGGUUUGAUAUCUUUAAGAAUAUAGACAAAAUUGGUAUGGUGAGCUGUCCUGUUCUCGUUAUACAUGGGACUACAGAUGAAGUGGUGGAUUGGUCCCAUGGGAAGCAGCUUUGGGAGCUUUCGAAGGAAAAGUUCGAACCACUGUGGUUGAGUGGAGGUGGACAUUGCAACCUUGAGCUUUACCCGGAGUUCAUCAGACAUCUGAAGAAGUUUGUACGGGCAGUUGCCAAAAUGAAAGCAACCACAAAUGGUUCUCAUAAAACUGCAGUAGAAUCUGAUGCUCAGAGCAGACCAUCGGAAACUGGAACUACAGAUAAAUUUGAAUUGGGCCCGGAUCUCCAAGAAGCUUCUAGAAACAGUUUAGAUAGCCGACUCGAGAAGCCUAGAAAGUCAAACAAGCCUGAAAAGUCUCGCAUGAGCACUGACCUUGUUGACAGGUUUAGAAGAAAGGGCUUAGUCUGGUGACUAAUUUAGACGCACAGGCUCACAGCAAUUAAAUAAAUAAUGGAGCUAAAUUCUAAUAUAUACCUGGGAAGGUAAUUUAUUCUCAAUCCCGAUUAUGUAAUGAUGUUUCCAUUCUAAUAUGGAAUAUAAUCAAGGUGAGAGUGUUCCUUCAAGUAAAUAGGUAUAUUUUUUCAAAAAAAUACCUGUAUAUUUGCUCAUAAAUGGAGACGAAUCAUGCAAAUUUGAAUUCUUUUUGUCUUUUAUAACAUCAACAGCUUCUUUUGAACGCUAAAA